Messenger RNA from Hansenula anomala, 1374 nucleotides. RefSeq names its product protein kinase PKP2 (gene PKP2). The coding region runs from base 1 to 1374 and encodes 457 amino acids. Gene Ontology annotation, cellular component: mitochondrion. Gene Ontology annotation, molecular function: pyruvate dehydrogenase (acetyl-transferring) kinase activity. The transcript has 2 exons. Lineage: Eukaryota; Fungi; Ascomycota; Saccharomycetes; Phaffomycetales; Wickerhamomycetaceae. Gene Ontology annotation, biological process: protein phosphorylation; regulation of glucose metabolic process. The record is from RefSeq and is a predicted model, not a curated record.
AUGAUUAGGUCAAGACUCACAACUACUGCACCUAAAACCUUAAAGUAUAUCAAUGUCAUUGCAAAACAUCUCGAUGAUCUUGGUCCAUACCCUCCACAUUCCCAAUAUAUCAAUCCUCAACACUAUUACCAAAACACUGUGUUGAUGGAUUGGUCAAAUAGAACUCCACAUCCUGUUACUUUAAGACAACUGGCAGCUUUUGGUAGAGCUCUUAAUGAAGAGAAAAUCAUUUCAAGUGCAAACUUCGUUAGAUUAGAAUUGCCAAUCAGAAUUGCCCUGAAAUUAAGAGAAUUACAAGAAUUACCAUUCAAUGUGGUUAAUAAUUUCCAUCUAGCAAGAGUUUAUGAAUCUUAUUAUGAUAUCUUUGAUAGGUUUAGGAAAAUCCCCCAGAUAAGAACAAUUGAAGAUAAUGAAAAAUUUUGUAAAACAUUAGAAGAUGUGCUAACUGAUAUCAAUUUAUUAAAUUUACCAAAUUUAAUGAUGGGUGCUUUAGAAUGUUGUAUCUUGAAUGCAAUGCCUCAGACUCAAUUAGAUGAAUUAGUUUCCUCUUUAUUAAGAGCAAGAAUUUCAAGAAGAUUAAUCUUGGAGGAACAUUUAUCAUUAACUAAAAAUUUCACUCAAAAUCCAAAUUUACCAAGAUCUCAUAAUUUCAUUGGUGACAUUUUUUUCAAAUGUUCUGCAAAAGAGCAUCUACAAAUAUCUGCAAAUAAUGCAGCAAAAUUUAUUUCAUCAUUAUAUCCAAAUGUUAAGUCACCAAAAUUGAUAAUUGAAGGUCAAAAAGAUUUAAGUUUCCAAUUUUUAACAUCUCAUUUACAUUAUCUUUUCGGUGAAAUCAUGCGUAAUUCUUAUGAAGCUACAGUGAAACAAUUCUUGUUGACAAACCCAACCCCUACAGAGUCUGAUGAACCUCCUCCAAUUCGUGUUUGUAUCAUUGAUAAUAAAGAUCAUGUUGGAUUUAGAUUCAGCGAUCAUGGUGGAGGGAUUGAUUUGAAACCAAUUGGUAGAAUUUUUUCAUUCGGUAAAGACUCAACAAAUGCAAGAGAAUCAUUAGCAAAUUUCCAUAAAUUACCAAAUUUAGAAUUGGAAACUUUGUAUAAAAAACCUUCAAAUAUUAAAGAACGUCAAAAUUCUUUAAUGAAAACUUCAAUUGGUGGAAUUGAUAAUAAUUAUAUCAAAGAGACAACUUUAAUUAAUUUGAUUCAAAGACCCGCCAACUAUAAAUUAGGUCUAGGUUUAGCAAUGUGUAAAGUUUAUGCUGAUUAUUGGAAUGGUGAUUUAGUUAUGCAUUCAUUGAAUGGGUAUGGAACUGAUACAUAUUUGAAACUGGGGAAAUUGGGUCAUACCCAAGAUAAAUUACAAUUGGAUAGAGCUUGA